AUGGCACCACCAAUAUUCGAUGGUUUUAAUCUCUUACGGAAGAUGUUAACCAUUUUGACAACCGGUUCUUUGCGAUCCCUCCAGGUGAAGCAGAGGCAAACAGACCCCCAACAGCAAAUGCUCCUUAAGGUGAUAUACGUGGCUGUCAGCUCCGCAGGACUUACCUUGGAGGCCCUAGAUCGCUCAGAUACUGUCAUUUAUGUGGGGAUAAUCCGUGCAUCUUAUUUCUUCAACUGGAAUGGUCUAUCUAUGGCUAUCGAUACCGCAUGCUCUUCCAGCUUGGUUGCCUUCAUGAAGCUACACCACCGACUUUGCGGAGCGGAAAAUCAAGAGUUGCAGUUGCUGCUGGGACCAAUCUUUCGCUGCCUCUCUUCGCUUACUUACUUGACAGAAAACAACCUUAGUGUGCGUUCCCCUGAAGAAAGAUGCGGUAUGUGGGACAAAGCUGCAGGCGGAUAUGCCCGGGAUGAUGACGUUGCCGCCAUUGUACUUAAAACACUCGGUGCUGUUAUCCAGGACGGUGACCAUGUUGAGUGUGUAAUUCGGGAUAAAGGGGUCAAUCUUGACGGGAAACUAUGGGCCUCACUAUACCAAACGCAACUGUUCAAGCCAGCCUUUGAUCCUAACGACCGUUUUCGGGAUUUUUGGAGCUUAUGGAAUAGGAACUCCUGCCGGAGAUCCAUAAGAGGCAGAGGCGCUCAAUCUAGCCUUUUUUUUUCGGGGGAUAGUAAUAAUAUAGAAGACGAUAUCUUGUAUGUGGGCUCUGUUAAAACGGUUAUUGGGCAUAUUGAAAGUGUAGCUGGUUUCGCCGGUUUGCUCAAAGCUUGCAUGGCCUUAAAUUAUUCCGAAGUAGCACCAUUCGUUUCCCACCUUAGGAUUCCAAUAACUCUCCAACCAUGGCCUAAAAUGCAGUACGGAGCACCCCUUGCCCAUAUCACCAGCUCCAAAAAGGCAGCACUUUAUUACCGUGCAGCAUUCCCCGCAAGCUCCACAGAACGGCUUAUAUAUCAAGGAUCAAGGACAAAGCAGAGACUGGCCAGGUGGAAGCAAAUUCCAUUUCUGCAAAAGUUUUGGGUACGCCAUCCAUAG
This is a messenger RNA of Microsporum canis CBS 113480, 1089 nucleotides long. Its product is annotated as polyketide synthase. The transcript has 5 exons. The record is from RefSeq and is a predicted model, not a curated record. Lineage: Eukaryota; Fungi; Ascomycota; Eurotiomycetes; Onygenales; Arthrodermataceae. The coding region runs from base 1 to 1089 and encodes 362 amino acids. Gene Ontology annotation, biological process: fatty acid biosynthetic process; secondary metabolite biosynthetic process. Gene Ontology annotation, molecular function: 3-oxoacyl-[acyl-carrier-protein] synthase activity; fatty acid synthase activity.